AUGACACCCACGGUGCAAGUGAACCUGCAAAGGAAUCCAGAGGAUCCAUGGGAAUGCCUGGUUUCUGCCGAAGUGGCUGCGCAGCUCUGCGCCGAUUCUCCGGGCUUUUGGCUCGUGGCAUGGGGAGUUUCAAGCAGAGGAGAUCCAGGAGUCGCUGAGGCUUCAGGAACCACGCUGGCCGCACUGGCCGCACCUCUGGCUGCACCUGCACGAAGAUCCUCCUCUGCCUCGGGGUUCCAGGUGCUGGUUGGCACCUCGCUGGCCUCGCGACGUGACUUUCAGGUCCAUUCAGAAUACAAGGUCUGCAGAGUCUCGGAGGAUGCGCUGCCCAUCGUGGAAAGCGCAGUCCUUGAGGCUGAUGCCGAUGGCACUCCGCCGUCUUCCGCUUCCACCGCUCGCCUGCACUUGGAGUUGAAUCUUCACCGUGCAGUGCUUUGCAAAGGCCAGUGGCAUCACUUGGAGGAUGCGGGCAUCGCCUGGAAGGCAGUGUCGGUGAAGUUGUUGGGAUGCCUAGAUGAUGUAGAUGUCUCGGAACCCGACGCUUCCUGGAAGCCAGCAGAAUGGCGGAGGUGGCUCGCUUCCCAAGGCAUGGGCAUCGUCACAGAUGCUACCCGCCUUUCGUGGUCCUGCUCAAGAGUCAAGUCUUGGAAGGCCCGGCCAGAGGCAAGCUCGACAGCACUUGCUGGCCGCCUAUGCCAGGUCAUAGAUAGCCCAGCCACGGUCAGCCGGGCACUGGUAGUCGGUCCACACGUUGACAAGGCAUUGUCCUUGCUUGCGGCUGCCGCAGAAGGAAAGUCGAUGCGCCUGACAGUCCUUUCUGCGGCCAGCCUUCUGGAGGUGGGACAAAGCUUUGCCGCGGUUCGGCACUGGCUGCUGACGCAAGCAGAGGCUGGAAGUGUCAUUGUCCUGGUUCGGCCAGGGAAGUGGCUCUUGCAAAGACAGAAUGCCAGUGGGGCCAGUGAUGACUUUGCAGGUGUGUAUUGGGUGAGCGUAUGGGAUACCUUGCGCCUUGCAAAUUCGCUCAUGCAUGCCGGGACCCCGGUGAUCUCAGUCAUGCCAGUGCUCGUCUGUCCCCUGUGCAGCCAGAGCGUUCGCCUGGAAGUGGGUGAAGAUCCAAACCUGACAUGGGAAAGACACACGUUGACCGGGUGCACAAACCCAUCAGGAAGCCAGACCAAAGCCAAGAAGGAAAGAUGCCCUGUUGCUGGUUGCAAGGAAGUUCUUACCACCAGCAACACCGCGCUGCAGAGUGUGCUGCAUGCGGAACUCGGUCCCGUGGACGCAGCCCAGACGGGCAAAGAUAGCUGCUCCAUGUUGCUCCAAUUUCUGACCUCCCUAACAGGAUGCACAUUGGACAAUGCGGUCACAUCUCCCACCUGUGAAGCCUGCGGGGCAAGUCGACCUGCCGCUUUGGCGAGAUUGCUUGACAAGUCCUGCUGGCAGGCAGACGCGUUAAUGCCGUUGAAGGUGCUGAGCUUGACCACCUUGGCAGCCGUAGAUACUUCAGGCCAGGGGCUUGUCUUCUUGUCGCUUCUCGCCGCCACGCCCACGAACGCAUGGCAGCAGGUAUUCAGUGAUGUGAUUCACGUGGAGAAGGAGUUGGCCCAGAUGGCCCCUGCUGACGGCGGCCAAAGAUCGUCCAUGCUGUGGCAAGGCGAGCCAGACACUGUCUCAACUCCGGAGCAACUCGUGUCUGAGUUUCAAUCAUCGCUUUCAGUCUUGCGACCUGGUGCCAUUGUGCCUCCCGAAGUCAAGGACUGGCUUGGGACAGUCAUCAAGGCAAGCAGAGGCACCACAACAGCAGGCUCGACCCCAUGCUGUGUUGCACUCGUGGGUCCCCCGGGCUGUGGUAAGACAUCCAUCCUCCAGUCGUUGAAGCAUCUGACGCUUCAAGUGCUGCCGAUGCACAUACCGCAGCUUAUCCAUGCUGGCAUCGGUGAUACGCAGAUGGCUGUUCGAAGGCUCUUUGAAUCCGCGCAGCUACUGCAGCCUUCCUGUAUCACUUUAGAUGACGCCGACGAGUUGUUCUUACAGGCCUCGCUGGACAGCUCUGGCAAUCAUGGCGUCGCUGAUCUUCUUGUCGAGUUGGUCCACAUGCUGGACACUUGCUGUUCGCCAAGACUCCUCUUCGUCCUUACGUGCUCCAAACAGCAGCUCCCACCUUCCCUGGCGUGCCGUUUGCACUUCAUGAGCUUGAGUGCUGAAGCUGGAUGCGGAGCCUCUGAGUGCCGGCAGCACUGA
Molecule: messenger RNA, 2241 nt
Organism: Symbiodinium natans
Lineage: Eukaryota; Dinophyceae; Suessiales; Symbiodiniaceae
Source: the annotation of a GenBank genome assembly